Molecule: messenger RNA, 588 nt
Organism: Trichoderma aggressivum f. europaeum
Lineage: Eukaryota; Fungi; Ascomycota; Sordariomycetes; Hypocreales; Hypocreaceae
Exons: 2
Coding region: 1-588 (195 amino acids)
Source: RefSeq, a predicted model, not a curated record
AUGCCUGUUCUAAGCGCGCCCCUGCGCUUGUUGCGCACAACGGAUACGCUCGGAUAUCCGGCGACGCCAUUGGCCGCCUCGCAUCUUUGUGCGCCGUUCGCCAUCUUUUCCCUUCAAGGCAUGGGUUUGAUGCUAACACCAGGAAUGAACUCGCAAGGUUCCGGUAUUUGCAUUACAGGGCCAAGACAACCUACCAAAAGGUCCCUCGACUCGACUCAACUCGACGGCGACGGCAACGGCAACGGCAACGGCAACUCCUUGACUCGGCUGGACAACCCACGAAUCGCUCGAAUGCGACAACUUGCCAAACUCCUAGCGCGUCUAUCCUAUCGCCCUGGCCCCGGCCCUGGCCAAUUCCAACGGGCUUAUGCACGGCAGAGAAACGAAACACCGCCGAGAAAUGCCGCCAGAGAAACGCCGCAAGCCUCCGCGGCGCGCUUCCGUAGCCCUGCCUCGCCCUCUUCCCACUUCCACACCCUCGAAAACGAUGCGGCUCGCGCUGACACCCGCCAUGUCCGCCGUAUCCGCCAUGUGUCCACCAGGGAGAAUGUUCCUGACCUGCGAGAUGCGCCCAUCGAUUCGGCUUAG